AUGACGCCGGUUACCGUCCCUCCAAGUUCGUCUCCGCGCGACGUCAUUUGUCCAAGGAAGAGCUCGAUGCCCAAAAUUAGCACGGACUCUGCCUACUCCUAUCCGAGCAUCGAAGAGCCCCUAACCGCCACUCCACCGUUUAUCCCCUGGGAGCAGCAUAGUCGUCGCCACGACCAGCGGCUCAGGACGAUCGGUAUGCUGCUGCUGUCAGCAGUCACCGUGAUUGCCCUUCUAGUGGUGUUCACCUUGCUGCUAACUGGCCCGCGCACGGCCCGGAGCACCAGAGAGCCCUGCUGGACGCUGUCGUGUCGCCGGUACGUGGACCUCCUCGAGGCUUCCAUGGACACCACGCUUGACCCAUGCCAAGACUUCCAUGCGUUCGUCUGCUCUCGCUGGAAGCCCGAGGCCGGAGGUCGUACCUUCUUGGAAGACGCGAUGCUGGCCGUCCAAAACGUCGUCAUAGAGCGCGCAACAGUCGCAAAAAUACCCGCGAAAUACCAGAACCGCUCGCAGAAGGCCACCAUGCUAUACCAAAGCUGCCUCGCCAAGGGAGUGCACGGAACGGGUUCUUUUAGAGCCUUCCUGGACAUAGUAAUGGGUUCACCUUGGCCCGACAUCAACACCAGCACCGACCCUCUAGGGGUGCUCCUGGACCUGUCAUUCCAGUGGCGAUGUCCGGUGUUUUUCUACGCCUUCUACGCGCAGCACGCCUCUGACGAGCGCGAGCUCUCGUUCCUCGACUCAUCGGCGGGCUUGGACUUUCCCGGGCUUUUCACGGAAUACCGGUCGCGGGGCGACCACGACCGCUACAUCUGCGAACUACACGCUGCACUCAACAACGGGGCAGAUCGAACCGACGGCGAGAUAGAUUCGCCCAACCGCACCAGAUGGUGCAGGGCUCUCGCUCGAUUUCAACGCGACGCUCUUAGCGAACUGGAACCGCACAGCCGCGAGUCCCGGAGGACAUAUUACGCGAGCCUCUACGAGUUCGCCACCGAAGCGACUCCGGAUGUCGCCGGUGACCGCUGGAUGCGCGUCGUGGCUGCGCACGCUCGACAAGGCGAACGCGUCAUGAGCACUACGCCAGUGGAAGUAGAAAAGCCGGCUUACUUGAAGGCCCUUACCAGGAUCAUUGGAGAGAAACCGAGGGAGGAGGUUCUAAGCUUCAUCGGCCUGACGAUCGUCCAGGUCAUCGGACGCUUCGCGAGCGCCGAUCUGGCAACGAUUAUAUACAACGCAGCCUCUGUCGCAGGCCGGAAGCGUCAGAGGAUGUUCUGCUAUCAGCUGGCAGACGCUGCCGUCCCAUCAGCUCUCAGCAAUGCGUACCUGUUCGAGAAGCACCGCGUCAGUAAGGCGAGAGAAAUCGCCGACGUCGUGGUGGCUUCCAGCAAAGACCGGCUGAGGAGCGCGGGCUGGCUGACCGCGCGGUCGAGGGUCGAGGUCACCAAGAAGAUUGCCGAAGCGCCGCUCGUCUUUGAAGGGAUGCAACGAGAAGCGGAAGCUAUGGGCGAGGAGUUUCCGAUGAUGAGCACUUUUUUCCUAGAGAACUCGAAGAACCUGCCGAACGACAUCUGGGUUCGCUUCAGACGGCCACACACCGAUGGAGCAGACACGACCAAUGUCGAACGGAUCGGAUCUCCUUGGCGUCAGGUCACCUCUCAGCACGGGCAUUUCCGGCUGGUCAUUCCAGACGUGUACAUGUCGGAACGGGUGUUUCCCGACGCCGCUUACGAGAGCAUAAGCUACGGAACCGUGGGGUCCCUCGUAGCUCGGCAGGUCGCGUCAGCUUUGGACCUGGAGGGCCGAAAGGUAGACAGCGAUGGACUACGGCGCGAUAUGCUUACUCACGCAGAGAGAAGCACACAGGAAAGGACUAUUGAGUGUCUGGUCGGUGAGCUUGAGCGCCGCUACAACGCCACGAGGUUGACGUCGGAGGCAGAUAAGUCUGCGCUGUACGUUGCGUGGGCGAGCCUCGCGCCUCUUAUGGACGCGCGGCUUUCCAAUAUUGGACUUCCGGAGUUCAGCACGAGCUUGAAGCUGUACUCGCCUCAGCAGCUGCUCUUCAUUGCGCUCUGCUUUAUCGGGUGUAGUAGAGAGCCGGACAGUGACGUCAGUGCUACGGGUUUCAGCGCGGCUUCAUGGUGCAAUUUUCCCUUAAGCCUCUUCAAGCCGUUCGCAGACAGCUUUGAAUGUCCAGCGGAAAGUCCUAUGCGCUCGGUGCAUGCAUGCGAAGAAUAG
Dermacentor andersoni is the source of this 2238-nucleotide messenger RNA. RefSeq names its product phosphate-regulating neutral endopeptidase PHEX-like. NCBI's taxonomy places the organism in Eukaryota, Metazoa, Arthropoda, Arachnida, Ixodida, Ixodidae. The record is from RefSeq and is a predicted model, not a curated record. Gene Ontology annotation, biological process: protein processing. Gene Ontology annotation, molecular function: metalloendopeptidase activity. Gene Ontology annotation, cellular component: plasma membrane.